AUGGGAAGUGGAAGAGAUAGAGACGACCCUUUAUCGUUUACUAGCAAUCCAUCAUCGGCGUCGUCUCCGGUCACUGUAUCUGAUUAUCUCGACAGCUUUCUCGGCGAACCCACUUCUCGGUCCGGGAGUUUUCAGAGCGAGAGUUUGCUCGGCGGAGAGAGCAUUAGCGACGCUGAUUUCGGAUUCGCUCGUCCCGAUUUCCGAUCAGAGCAACUCGCUGGAACCGUACAGUUUUACGAGAGGCAUGUUUUCUUGUGCUACAAAAAGCCCUCCGUUUGGCCCGCAAGGAUCGAGGCCGCUGAGUUCGAUCGAUUGCCCAGGCUACUCUCUGCGGCCGUAUCGGCCAGGAAGUCUAGCAUGAAGAAGGAGACUCGGCUCACGAUAUGUGAGGGCCAUGAUGGAACAGAGACAUCCAAUGGUGAUGUACUUAUUUUCCCUGAUAUGAUCAGAUACAGAAGGUUGACUCAUUUUGAUGUGGACACAUUUGUGGAAGAGGUGCUUGUGAAGGAUGGUGAAUGGCUGCCUGGAAAUCCUGAAUUGCUAAAAGGCUCAUAUGUCUUUGUAUGUUCCCAUGGAUCCCGAGACCGACGAUGUGGGGUUUGCGGGCCAUCGCUGGUUAGUAGAUUCAGAGAAGAACUUGAGUUUCAUGGUCUUCAAGGUAAAGUGUCAGUUAGCCCAUGUUCUCACAUAGGUGGUCACAAAUACGCUGGGAAUGUUAUCAUCUACAGAUCAAACAUCAACAGGAAAGUCACAGGACACUGGUAUGGGUAUGUGCAACCAGAUGAUGUACCUCUUCUCUUGGAGCAGCACAUUAACAAAGGCGAGAUUGUAGACCAGCUGUGGAGGGGUGAAAUGGGUCUAUCAGAAGAAGAUCAGAAGAAAACUCAGGAACAACAGUUUCAGCUAAACGGUGCAGUCCAUACAGUAAAAGGCAUUGGGAAAAUGACUCAGGAAUCAUCUGUUCACAGCUCGAAUGUUUUGUGUUGCCAGUCCCGAGUUGCAGAACCUAAUGGUUGUUGCCAACAAAAUGGGAACAGCUCCUCGUGUUGUCAAGACACAACUCUGAUGUCUCUGGAGACAAAAGAAGAUAAUCAACUUGAGAGUGAAAACAACACUGAGAAGCUCACACCGGGAAGGAAAAUUGCGGACAAGACUUUCUUCAGGAUAAAUAGUGAGAAAGGAUCUACAACACGUAAAGUUUGUGGAAUACCAACAUGGUUAGAGAGCUGGGAGCGAGAAGAUACAUAUGCCGCUCUUGCUGUUGUUUGCGCUGCUGCUUCUGUGGUUGUCGCCUAUACUUGCUACAAACAGUUGUAA
Messenger RNA from Arabis nemorensis, 1317 nucleotides. Lineage: Eukaryota; Viridiplantae; Streptophyta; Magnoliopsida; Brassicales; Brassicaceae. The record is from the annotation of a GenBank genome assembly.